AUGAAACAGUUCCCCUUGGAUUUUGAGUUUUUCCAAGACACCAGCCUAGAUGACCUCCUUUCGGUUCAUGGGUUGAGGAUGGCGAGGCAAAGAAACUCAGCUAGGGCAUUCCAAGAAGCAUCGGGGGCAGCCACAGGAAAGUUCGUGACAGUCAAGAUGGACUGUAAUACACCUAGGUGGUUGGCUCUGUUCUUCUCCGGUAGGAUUAGGCAAUAG
This is a messenger RNA of Ilex paraguariensis (yerba mate), 216 nucleotides long. The record is from the annotation of a GenBank genome assembly. Lineage: Eukaryota; Viridiplantae; Streptophyta; Magnoliopsida; Aquifoliales; Aquifoliaceae.